Messenger RNA from Acipenser ruthenus (sterlet), 1228 nucleotides. Its product is annotated as troponin C, slow skeletal and cardiac muscles. Gene Ontology annotation, cellular component: myosin II complex. The record is from RefSeq and is a predicted model, not a curated record. The transcript has 6 exons. Lineage: Eukaryota; Metazoa; Chordata; Actinopteri; Acipenseriformes; Acipenseridae. The coding region runs from base 180 to 665 and encodes 161 amino acids. Gene Ontology annotation, molecular function: calcium ion binding.
UCUUAUCUGAGCUGAGUGCAGUAGUCAGGAAUCAGUAAGUGACAGGCUGUGACUGAGGGGCUCACAUAAAAGCUUUGGCUGGGGGGAGUCUCGCUCUGUUGCUCUCUGUGUUUGGAACAUCUCUCUCUCUCUCUCUCUCUCUCUGUGCUGCACCUCGGCUCAACUGACAGCCACCAGCCAUGGGUGACAUUUACAAGGCAGCGGUUGAGCAGCUCACUGAGGAACAGAAAAAUGAGUUUAGAGCAGCCUUCGACAUCUUUGUGCAGGAUGCGGAGGACGGCUGCAUCAGUACCAAGGAGCUGGGGAAGGUGAUGAGGAUGCUGGGGCAGAACCCUACCCCAGAGGAGCUGCAGGAGAUGAUCGACGAGGUGGAUGAAGAUGGCAAUGGCACAGUUGACUUUGAUGAGUUCUUGGUCAUGAUGGUGAUGUGUAUGAAAGAUGACAACAAAGGAAAAUCUGAAGAAGAAUUGGCAGAACUCUUCAGAAUGUUUGAUAAAAAUACAGACGGAUACAUUGACCUUGAUGAGCUGAAGUUCAUGUUGGAUACCACGGGAGAAACUAUUACUGAGGAUGAUAUAGAAGAACUGAUGAAAGAUGGCGACAAAAACAAUGAUGGAAAGAUUGAUUACGAUGAGUUCCUUGAGUUCAUGAAGGGAGUGGAAUAAACAUCAAGCAAAGGAGAAGAAAAUGUCUGUGAAGUAACGGGACUGAUCUAUGAUGCCAACGCUGUACCCACCCUUUGAACUGUGAUGAACUGUACUUUCUGAAACCAGCUAACCCUAUAUAUUAUUUCAAUACGAUAUUGUAAAUACUGUAUAGGAUACUUGUGUAUAGGUGUUAUUUGAAAUACCAGGAUAUAUCUUUUGGUAUUUACUGUAAUGCUGUAAUGAUGCAAUGUAUAUUGGUUUCAUAUAUAUAUAUAUAUAUAUAUAUAUAUAUAUAUAUAUAUAUAUAUAGGUGGCUAUUAAAUGAAUAUAUUUAAAGAUAACUAUCAAUGCCCACCUUUACAUAUAAUAAUACAAUACCUCUGUCAGUAAAAUGUAUGUAUUGAGUUAUACAGUUUUGUAUUGAUAAUUUCCUGAAGAUCAUAGAUUUUAAUUAAAUGCAAUUUGACUUCAUUACAACAACACUGCUGCUUUUUGCUAAAAGAAGAUUGAACAGUAAAAAUAUUGUUUUUGAUGGAUUAGAUCAAAUUUUGUUUUCAUUAAACUUUUUGAUUAAGAAGGCA